Molecule: messenger RNA, 632 nt
Organism: Rhodamnia argentea
Lineage: Eukaryota; Viridiplantae; Streptophyta; Magnoliopsida; Myrtales; Myrtaceae
Exons: 1
Coding region: 255-524 (89 amino acids)
Source: RefSeq, a predicted model, not a curated record
UAAAUCCAGAAGCCCCGUUGCUCCUCCAACACCAUCUGAACUCACAGUCCCAGAAACCAAAAUUCGAUCUUUUUUUCUCCAUCCAAGUCAAUCCUACCACUAGUGACUCAGACCCAGAAUUCAAAAUCCAAUCUUUUUCAAUCCAAGUCGGUCCUAGUACUUGUAAAUCGCAGACCCAGGAUUCAAAAGUCAAUCCUUUCUCCAUCCAAGUCAAUCCUACUACUUGUCCAGGAGGGCAGGCUAUUCAAGUCACCAUGAGUUCAACUAGCAGAGCAUGGAUUGCUGCAGCGAGCAUUGGGGCAGUGGAGGCACUGAAAGACCAGGGAUUUUGCCGGUGGAACCACGCGCUCAGGUCGCUCCACCAAUACGCCAAGUGCAAUGUCGGAUCUUGUUCUCAGGCCAAGAGAGUGUCUUCGUCCUCGGCUGCUUCUGCCAUUUCUGAGAAAAUCAGAGGAGGGAAAGUGAAGCAGUGUGAAGAGUCUUUGAGGAAAGUCAUGUAUUUGAGUUGCUGGGGACCUUACUAAUUGCUAAGCUCCCCUCCUUUUUUUUUCCUUCCAUCGCCAGUUGAUUUUGCUAGAGUCCAUUGUAAUUAUGACUGGCCGAAAUGAAAUUGAGCAGUUUAUGCAUACUUU